Messenger RNA from Darwinula stevensoni, 3018 nucleotides. The record is from the annotation of a GenBank genome assembly. NCBI's taxonomy places the organism in Eukaryota, Metazoa, Arthropoda, Ostracoda, Podocopida, Darwinulidae.
AUGCGUCUCGCGAUCGUCGCCUUCCCAUUAGAGGUAACUAGAAACGUGAGACGACGUCGAAGAAGACAAAGCAUGCAGGCCAACCCAAAGACCUUAUGGGCCAGCCCAAAGACCUUAUGGGCCGCCCAAAGACCUUAUGGGCCAGCCCAAAGACCUUAUGGGCCAGCCCAAAGACCUUAUGGGCCAGCCCUCCCUGCCCCGACUCUCGCCCUCUCCCUCUCGAAGGACACGGACUCCAACUGCGAACGCUACAUCUUCGUCAGCCGCUUUCGCCCCCAUCCACGGAGCUUCAAAUUCGCUGAAGCGGAAAUUCAUUUGGAAAUUUGGAAGUGGAAAUUCGGGGAAGUGAAAUUCGCUGCGCCCGAUUUCGGACCUUCAGACGCUCUCAGAAAGGAACGCGACGAGGUGGAACUUCACGACGGGAAGGGGUUGAAGAAAGGGAACAGGGGUCCAAACACCUAUUCGUACCGAAUGGAUCUCAAGAGCGUCAGUUGCGGGGCACUAUUCAUACGGGAAUCAAAGAUGGGAGUAUUCGAGUACGUUCGAUUUCACUCGGAGGAUGCCGACGUCCUAUUUAUUUAUUUAUAUGCCGCGAGCGGGAGGGAAGAAGGCGAUAAGAGACGCUCUGCGAGAGAGGGACUGGCGCAGUGCGUGGUCAGCACGGGCAGGGCACGCGGGGAUUCGCCAGACGCUGGAGAGAAAAGAGUCCGUGUUCCAACAUCCUUUCAGAGGCGUUCCCCCGCCAUGGACCGCCGGAGGAACUGGAAGCAACCGAGAACCCCCCACGAGACCCUGGGCCUGGGCUCGGACGCCUGCCUGGACCAAGUGAAGACGGCCUACAAGCGGCUCGCGCUCAGAUAUCAUCCCGAUAAGAACACCGAUAAGUUCGAGUCCACCAAGAAGUUCCGGGAGAUCAAUUCUGCGUACAAGGAACUCACAAAAAAGCUGCAGAAAGCCGACGCAGCCGAGAAGAAGGUGCUCGGCGAGGCAUCGGAGGCCGCCUUCCGUAGAUACGACGCCCAGAUGAGCAGCCUCGUCGGAGCCGAUCUCAUCGACGAACGAGACUUGAUUGCUGGAGAGAGAAAAUACCGUCAGGAAGCCAUGAAUCUCUUCUCGAGGACGAAGUCACGGUGGCCCCAACUUCUGCAGAAACUCAAGGACGAGUUUGAAAAACGCCUGCAAGCCAGGUACGAGGAGUUUCGGAAAGCGAGAGAUUCGAGACAAAUUGCCGCAGAAAAUAAUAUGAGAGACGCAAUAAAAUCGGCCGUCGGUCAGUACGACACCCAGAUGAAUCGCUUGUGCCAAGGGGACUUGAUCAGCCACCAGGAUCUGGCAAAGAAAGAAGAAGAAUAUCGCAGGCAGGCGAUUGCGGCCUUUGUCAAGCAAGGUUCACAGUGGCCGUUCCUAUUGAAGAAAUUCGAGGACGAACUGAAACGAAGCCUGGAAGACCAGCAUGAACUCUACCGGAAAAGAAGGAACGAAAAAGAGGCAGAAGCAGAGAUGCAGCUGAGAAGAACUCUGGAAUCGGCCGUGACUCGAUACGACGACCGGAUGACCCGAUUGGGUCAAGGUCACUUGGUCAGUCUGCAGGAGCUGGCGAUGAAGCACGAAGACUACCGGAAGGAGGCACUUGAGACUCUUUUGGAAGUUGGAGUCCAUUGCCCACAUAUUUCCCAGAAGUUCGAGGACGAGCUCGAAAAACGGCUACAAGCCCGACACACAUUCCAUCAGGAAGCGAGGAACGCAAGAGAAACAAGAGGGAAAACUGAGCUAAGACAAGCGCUGGAAUCCGCUGCAUCUCGACACCGAAUCCAGCUGAGGCGAUUGUUCGAGGAGGACUUGAUCAGCGAGGAGGAUAUGGAGACGAGGGAUGCAGAAUAUCGCAGGCAGGCGAUUGCAACCUUCUUCAUCCACGGAUCACAGUGGCCGCUCCUAUCCGAGAAAUUUGAGGACGAAUUGGAGAAACGUCUCCACGCCGAUUAUGCGAUAUUCGCGAAAGAGAGAGACGCAAGAGAGGCAGCAGUGAGGCUGCAUCUCAAGUCCGAAAUGGAAUCAUCGAUCGAUCGAUACGACGUCCAGAUGACCCUGUUGCGCGACGGGGAAUUGAUCAGCAAGCAGGAGAUGCGAAUGAGCGCUGCAAAAUACCGCAGACAAGCACGUCUGCAAGCCGUCUACGAAACGUAUGAAAAACAACGGAAUUCCAGGCAGACGGAAGUGGAAACGCAACUGUGGAAAGAAGUGGCAUCGACUGCCGGCCGAUACGACGACCAAAUGAGCCGCUUGUGCGAAGGGGACCUGAUCAGCGAGCAGGAGCUGGUGACAAAAGAAGCAGAAUUCCGUUCGUUAGCAAUUGCAACCUUCUUUAAGAGCGGAUUGCAGUGGCCGUUUCUGCUGAAGAAAUUCGCAAACCAUCUGAAACUACGCCUGAAAAUGCGAUAUGAAAUAUGCAUGAAAAAGAGGGCUGAAAGAAAGCGAGAAGCAACGCUGCUGCUAAGAAAUGCCGUAGCAUCAGCUGUCAUUCAAUACGAAAAUCAGAUGAACCGAUUGUGUGAAGGAGACUUGAUCACUGAGCUGGAGCUGAGAAGGAGACACGAAAACUAUCGAGGAGAAGCACUUAAGGCAAUUUUUUCCAUCGGAGCCCACUGCCCACAAAUUUCCAGGAAAUUCGAGAACGAGUUGGAAAAACGACUACGACUACGCCUUGCAGUCUACGAGGAACAGAGGAACGCAAGAGAAGCAAUCGAAAGACAUGCGGCAAUACAGUUGAAGCACGCCCUGUCGUCAGCAGCCGCCGGAUACGACAUCCAGAUGAGCCGAUGGAUCGAGGGACCCCUGGUCGACGAGGAGGAGCUGAGAGCGAGGGAUGCAGAAUGUCGCAGAGGGGCGCUCGCGGUUUUCUCGAAGCAAGCAUCGCAGUGGCCGCAUCUUUCGAAGAAAUUUGAAGAUGAGUUGGAAGAGGAAGCUGAAUCCGGCCAUCAAACAUCUAAGAUGAUUGGAAAAGGUGAGAGGAUACUGUAG